Molecule: messenger RNA, 1543 nt
Organism: Fopius arisanus
Lineage: Eukaryota; Metazoa; Arthropoda; Insecta; Hymenoptera; Braconidae
Product: RIB43A-like with coiled-coils protein 2
Exons: 9
Coding region: 111-1295 (394 amino acids)
Source: RefSeq, a predicted model, not a curated record
GCCCAUCGCUGGAUAAUUGCCGGCCAAGUCAAGUGAUGCAAAAUGUUAAUUCAUCAUCGAAGCGUGGGUGAUACCUCGGUGAAUCGCGUAAUAUUUAUUCGUCUGCAUAAAUGAUGAUGACAACUGCACUCGUUGAUUGGAAUUAUUGGAAGAUGCUGAAAUUCCAGAAGGCGACUAAAGAGGAUCUCAAGGCUGCUGCUUGCAUUGAGAGAAAAAAGCAGAUCGAGGAGGCGAGGAAGUCACGGAUUUUCAAUCCUCGAGUGAGACGCAUUGGGAUAGAUAAAGAGUUCCUGGACAAGCAAAUCGCGGAGAAGCAACAGCUGCGUCAGCUGGAGCGAGAAAAAGAGCACCAGCUGGAUGAGACACUAGUGCGCAACAGCCAACUUGCGAUUAUUCUCGAGCAACGAGAGGAAGAGGAGCGGAGAAAAUUGAAUCAAGAGAUCAAUAAUUACCGACAAGUGUUUCAACGCACCGAGAAUCGACGGGAGUUCGAUCUUUAUGAUCCUGAUUUAUUGAAAAAAUCGUCACCUGCGAGAGUGGACGAUGAUCCUAGGAUCGGAGUGGCCUCUGCGCAGAAAUUCGAGGGGGAAGAUCCUCAUCAGGCAGAGCGUCUGAAGCUCCAGAAGGAGCAGAUGCAGGCCUGGCUGAUGCAGCAGGUCCAUGAGAGAAGAUCCAUCGAGCAUGAGCGAAAAAACGCCGAAGACGCACACCAGGAAGCCGUUCUCUCCCGGGACAAACGAGCCAUAAUGCUGGACCGCAUGGAGAUCGAAUGCAGGAGACAUCUAGAAGAGGCGAACGCUCAAUUCAAUCGCAAGCUCGCAGGAGAGCAGGACCAACGUCGUCGCGUUGAGAAUUUCCAGGAUGAGGAGAACAAUCGAGCUGAGAUAUUUAAUCACGUGACAGGUGAUUUCCUGAUGGAAGCGAAGGUGCAGGCUGGGAGCAGUCUUGGUCCCCAUCGGGUUCUUGCUGACCGCUACAAGGGCAUGACCUUGGACGAGCUCAAGGCAAUAUGGGCCGAGCAGUUGCAGCAGAUGGAUGAAAUUCAGAGGAUGAGGGCGGAGGAGAGGCGAAGAAAUGAUGAGUGGGACAGGUUGAUGGAGGGCAAUGCCCGGGCUGGUGAGCAAUACCAACGGGAGCUCGAUAGAAAGAGAUCACAAAUCAGCAGACAAAUUGCCGACGAGAACCUUCGACUGGCACACGAGCAGAGGACACGCCAGGAGUAUCUUAAUCAAAAGGUUUACAAGGAGGAACAUAUGCCCGAAUUUUUCAAGCAAUUCAACACCAGCACGCGUUGAGAUUGCAGUCGAUGAUAAUUUGCCGCGAAUCAAUUCGGGGAAUCCCGAGUUUUUCGACCACGCGCCCGUUUUUAUCCGCAACUCACGUCCUCGUGUCCUUCCUUGUUGACAUGAUUGGUUCUCUCGAUUACUUCCCGUGCCACCGUUUUUAAAUAUUCUUGUUGAAGACGCCCCACCAUUGCGUGUGGCACCCUCUCUCCCUUGGGGUGGGGUACUACAAUGCCGGUGGAGUCACUCAAACCCCCAGA